Messenger RNA from Coturnix japonica (Japanese quail), 3524 nucleotides. Lineage: Eukaryota; Metazoa; Chordata; Aves; Galliformes; Phasianidae. The record is from RefSeq and is a predicted model, not a curated record.
GCCACUUGUGCAGAGCAGUUCAAACCCAAAGGGAGCCCAUGCAACAGGAGAAGGUUGGGAGAUACAGAGCCUAGCUGGAGAGAAGACUCUUUGGGAUAACAAUCAAGAGCCCAGAACAUGCUUUUCUCCUUCUACACUGCUCUUUGAACAGGCCUCACCAUAGUAUCUGAGUACCUCCCAGCCCAAUAGACUGCUAUAGGGAGGUCCCUGCUUGACCCCAUGGAAUCCUCUGCUCUGCUCCCUGCUCAGGUAUUGGGCAGCACCACCCAGGAGUCUCCCAGGGCUCUAUUCAUCUCCUCGGGCUCCAUCAUGUCGUGCUUCACCCACCUAUGGCACUCCAGCACACCGGACUCUCCCACCAGCCCGGUCCCUGCAUCUCCACAUGAAAUCCCUAUUCCCAUCAGCCCUAUCGUUAUCACAUCACCAGUGGACAGCAAGAGGAAAGCGAGGUCCCCAACCGACAAACCAGGCUCUCCAAACCCAACAUCCCCAAAGCCAGCCUCUCCCGUCGAAUGCUCCAUCUGCUUCAACACAUACGACAACACCUUUAAGACCCCCAAACUCCUCCAAUGCUCACAUGUUUUCUGCCUGGAAUGCGUGGCCCGCCUGAGCAAAGGGCUGCCCCCCAACCACCCCGAGGACCAGCUCCCCUGCCCCUUCUGCAGGCAGCUGACCAGCAUCCCACUGGAAGGUGCCCCAGCCUUGGAGACCAGCAAGGAGCUGCUGGCCACUCUGCCCCCCGAGCUCCAACAGGAGAAGGUGCUCUGGAUGGAAGGCACCAAGCUGUGCUGUCGGGAGGCCUCGGAUGACCCUGAGAACCCAGACUCGUGCAUCUCCAUUGACGUUGCCAUGAGCAAACCUGAAAGCCCAGAGGUCCCCCCGACGGGGCUGGUGGGGAGGCUGUCCCGCUGUGAUAUGUGCGACGAUUGGAAGCGCAUCGUCCUGCUCUCUGCUCUCAUCAUCAUCCUCUUCUGCAUCAUCCUAUGGCCGGUGCAGUGUGCAUUGAAGACGGGGAACCUCCGCUGCUUUACGAGGACUGUUGCAAUGAGCAGGCCAGAAUAUCUCCCCUCAAAACACACCACAGCAGCCACACCUGUGACACAGCUCCCUUACCUGUAGCAUAACAUUGGCACACCCCCCAAGAGCAUCCCUUGCUGUGCUUGCGGACCCUGUGGUCCCCACUCCCAUUCUGUGCCCACACUUGGAUGCAUGCACUCACUUCCAGUGGCCCAUUUAUGCUCCCAGGAGCUGCCUCAGUUUCCUACUGCCAAACUCUAUGGAGAUCUGAGCCUUCAAAGCUGUUGCAAAGGUGUGAUAGGUGACUGCUAAACUUCUUGGGCUGUUUGCCCACAGGCUGGAUACCUGGUGACAGCGGCUGUAGCUCCUUCCAGCUCCUUUGGGGAAUAAAGGGCUCUCUUCAUAGUUAUUCCUAAGAGGAGCUGGGUUUGGGAGGGUAAGGACAUAUCAAAGCAGAUUAAAAUUAACCUUGUUCCACCUGCUCGAAACAUUUUGGUUGUGGAUUCAGCACAGAAGGUGUGAAAUGCUGCCUCCUGCUGACAGCACAUCCAUCCACCCCCGCUCCUCACCUGAGCUGAGCAUUGCUCAACUUCAAACAGGAAAUAAAAGCCAUCCUAUUGCUGCUUUUCCUCUCCAAGAAGGUGCUUAAAAGAAAACCCCAAUCACUCAUCCUUAACCUGGAAAGGAGAGCAAACUCACCCCGAGCACAGCAUCACGCUGCCCUCAACGUCCUUCCCACUGCUCCCAGGCCAACUGUUGCUGAAGUGGCAGAAGUUCCACCUUCUGACAGCUCUACCCUCCUCAUCUUCCAAGGUGUCAGUAUUAAGACACAGGCCAGUUGCUCACACUCUCUUUUUAUUUAACCCAGGGAUCUUCUGACAGUGGUUAACAACAGCCUUCAUGACGAAGGCGGCUUACAAUUAAAUCCCGUAUAUUCAAGCACAUGGACGUGAGACAGGAUUGUACACAAGUACCAUGUAUGUAUUAAAUUAUGUUUUAUACAAUGCAAGGUGUCAGUGUGUAACAUUUACUCCCUGCUCCCCCCCCCCUUCAUGGAUGCAGCAGCAGCAGAGCUGUACUUGCCUUUAACCCCUACCUGCACACUUAAUGCCAUCCCAAUUGUGCUGUCCCAGGCACAACCAACCCUGCAAAAGUAGAAGCUGCAAACACUGCUCAUCUUUUACAUCCUCCCAGCUGGAUCAAAGCUGUUUUCCAUCUCUCUUUGCAGCAAAUCUGAUCUGAAAUACAAAAGGCCGAAGCAGCAGCAAAAGUACCCCAAGUCUGUUGCUAUGCAAAACUUCUGUCAAGCUGCUGAGUGCGUCCUGUAUCUGCAACACCUUUGUUGUUCAGCUGCUGGCUGCUAUUAUCUGUGCAAGCCACACGGCUGCAGAAAUUACUCCAGGCACUGCAAACAACUUCUGCCAAAGGCCCUGAGCUCGACAGGGAUUCUCCCUUGCAUCGUCCCCAUCCUCUUGCUGCUGGAAGGAUAUCUUCACAGCACCAGCUUAAGUGGCUGACUGAGACUUAGGGCAGAGAAGGCACUUUGACUGUAAAAGGUGCAUUUGAGAUUAAGCCCAGCAAACUGGCACUAGCAGAGAUGAAAUGUUCCCCAUCAAGUGCAACUACAUUACUGCUCAAUCCCACUGAUGAGACCUAAGGGCUGAGGGGAGGGAAACAGCAUCUUCAGCCUCAUCACAUCCAUUGUUAUGGGUGGGAAAGAGUGAGCACAGAGAUCUCACAGCACACAGAUGUUCAGGAGGCCCCUUACCCACAUUGAUUGUCAGUCGCUUUCCCAAACCACUUAAAAACAAGAGAGAGGAGGGGGGAAAGAAUAAGGAAAGCUUUGAGAAUAUUCAACAUUUAUUAAAAGUGCAAUAAAAAUAAAACAGUUUUCCUGUCCUGUGAGAAGGGACCAGGAAGACCAGCCAGGAAAUACAGCCAAAGGAUGCCAUCGUGCUUUCUUUAAGCCCUUCCUGCUCACUGUUGGCACUUGGGCACCAAGGUCCCUGAGCAGGUAGUGACCCAAGAGCACAUUCAACACCCUGCAUUGCUCCAGAAGCCAACACUGACACUCUGACCCCCAGUGCAUCCUGCUAAAAGUGGGGGGGUUCUAUUUGCAGACUGUAGGGCUGGAACAGCAGGAAGACCCGGCAGUCACAAGUCAAGAUUCAUCAACAGAGCUGGAACACUGCACUCAGUAACACACUCAUCUUUGUGGCACUGGCCAAAUCCCAUGUGCUACUACAUCACCCUACCCAGCAGACGCAGCACUUGCCUUGUCAUACAGUUGCAGGGGGAAGGAGAGGUCAUACUGCAAGGAAACAGCAGAGCUGCGUCAAACUUAGGGGGGCCCAGCUCUACAAGUUCAGCUCAGCCCAGCAUCCCAGGGUGUGUUAUUCACCCAGGGGGGGCUAAAAGCACAGUGCACAGUCAAAGCUGCUUUCCUGCUCGCCAGCACACUCCAGCUAAGUGGGCUUUCAGUCCUCAACACACACACACACACACAC